This is a messenger RNA of Naegleria fowleri, 3057 nucleotides long. RefSeq lists its product as uncharacterized. Gene Ontology annotation, molecular function: histone acetyltransferase activity; RNA polymerase II general transcription initiation factor activity; TBP-class protein binding. The transcript has a single exon. Lineage: Eukaryota; Heterolobosea; Eutetramitea; Acrasida; Naegleriidae. The record is from RefSeq and is a predicted model, not a curated record. Gene Ontology annotation, biological process: transcription by RNA polymerase II; RNA polymerase II preinitiation complex assembly. Gene Ontology annotation, cellular component: transcription factor TFIID complex. Bases 1 to 3057 code for a protein of 1018 amino acids.
AUGGACAUGCUUCAAUCUCAUCAUAACGACAACAAGAUCAACCAAAUCCCUGAUCUUAGUGGUAUUCCAAAAUUAAACACUCCAAGCAAAGGAGAAUGGGGAGAAUAUGAAUCAGAAAAAGAAGAAAAACAAAAGACUCAGAAAUCAACAACACCUGCUACCUCGUCAAAGCCUUCAAUUUCUGCAACAACGACAAACAACCAAGCUCAAACUCCUUCUGGAAAAGACUUGGCUCAACAAGAUGCAAACACAUUUGACAAUGGGUAUGCAGGUGAGUCUGAGCCUUUGAAUUUUGCAGAUGAAAAGAGAACAAAACGAAAAUAUACUCGUCGGAAGAAAAAGGACAAGACCGAAGAAGAAGGAAGUAGUAGAUACCCAAAAUCUGUGGCUAGACAUUUCAUGACAGACUUUACAAAUGAUGACGAAGAGGGACCACAAUUCAAAUUCCUUAAUGAAAACUUAUUGAAUGGAGAAUGGCUGGAUGACGUUUAUUGGGACGACAUUGGUCCAAAACCUCCACAAAAGUUGCUUCUUGACAUGAAUGACAAGUCAAUGUUCUUUGUUGAAGCUAAUUAUCCUGAUCAAGCUGAAAAGGAAGAAGCCUUUUAUUCCAUCGAACAAAACAUUUAUAACAUUUCGAAUGACUCCAAAUAUGAAGGUCAAAAAAUUAAGGAUCAAGGACAAAAGACAGGUGCAAAAAAGUAUACUGUCAAGCACUCACUUCCUGCACUUAGACUUGAUCCAGAACUGUACAGAACUCACAUUCCUGACGCUGAAUUACGUAGACUUCACCAUCGAAAAACGAAAUUCAAGGCCAAUGAAGUCAUGCCUGUUCUUUUCAGAAAGCCAAAGAAAGAAAAGAAAAAGUCAAAGAAAAAGAAGGAUUUGGAGAAGAAAAAAGACUUGUCCGCUAAUGACCACCGUGUAAUUCUUAUGGAAUAUGUGGAAGAAAGACCACCACUUUUGAACAAUGUGGGAAUGGGCACCAUGAUUAUGAAUUAUUACAAGAAACCAAACUCUGCGUUCGAAAAAGUACCUGAAUGUGAAGAUGGUAUUCCUAUCAUUGUAGAAUCAGAAGAUAGCGUACCUCUCAUUACUACUCUGGUAGAUGGUGAAUUUGUGACGACCACUGAAAACAACAUGUUUCGUGCUCAAAUCUACAAAAACCAAGUCCCUUCAACUGAUUUUCUUCUGUGCACUAGAAAGUCAAAGGAUGGCAAGACCAAGUUCUACAUUCGUGAAAUUCCAAGAACUUAUACAGUCGGUCAUACACAGCCUCAAGUGGAAGUCACUCCUCCAAGAACUCGUGCCUCUGAAAGUUAUACCAAUAAUCGUUUGACUCUUUUCAUUUUCCGUUCAUUCCUUGACCAAAUGAAAAAAGGUAAAAAGCAACUCAAGAUUAGAAUUGAUGAUAUCAAGGAGGCCUUCCCAGAUUUUCCUCAUCAAACAAUUCGAGAAAGGCUCAAGGCACUUGCUACGUAUGACAGAGGAAGUGGUGUAUGGACAGCUGAUCCAGCAAAGCCAAUUCCUUCCGAGGAAGAACUUCGUAAUCUAGUUUCUCCUGAAAUGGUCUGUAUUAAUGAGUCCAUGUUAUCUGGAGAUCUAAGACUGAACGACAAAGGAAUAGAUGAUGAGGCGUCCAUGGUAGCAUUCGAGUUAUCUUUUGCAAAGGUCGAGGAGAAGUAUCGUGACACCAUUCGAUUUAUUGAACGUGAAAAAAUUGAAUUACCUUGGGACAAAACUAAUAACUUCCAUCUCUGUUUUAAGGGUGGUAAAGAAGGCGUAAAAUUACAGCUACUUAGCAUUGUUCAUCAAAACAUUACAAAUCCAGAAAAGUUGAAACAACUUGUUGAUGAAACUGAAAAGAGAAUUCAGAGUGAAAUUGAAGAAAUUUUGCCUUCCAUGACAGACACAGAAGCUAAGAGAAUCCUCUUGAAUAAUAAGUACACAGAGGAACAACUAAGAAACAUGACCCGUGCCGAUCGAAAGAUGAAUGCGAGAAAGAUUUUAAAGCAACAAGGUUAUCAACCAGGUGUAGAAUAUAAUCGUGACUCUCUCUUUGAUGAAAACAACACCAACGGUGCCAUGGAUAGUAAUGCCAUUGACAGCAGAAAGAAUGCUAAAGAUAUUGCUCGUAUUAACAUCUUUAAAGAAGUACUUCAAGAUGUUCUCUUUAGAGAAGCCAUGAAACUGGAACAUGGCCUAAACUUUUAUGAAACUGCUGAUGAAGUUAUUGAUCAACUGGUCGAGAAAAAGCUUGGUCGUUUGAAGGGAGACAAGGAACUCGAGCUUGAAAAGAUGGUCGCUACUUCCAAACAGCAAAUGUUAAAAGAAAUUGAGGAAAGUGCAGAAACAGGAAAGAAAAAACGAGGAAGAAAAAGCAAACAACCAAGUGUCGUAGACGUUGGAAAGCGAUAUGUUAAAAAGACGACAUACAUCACCAAUGAAGAUGGAACUACCACUGAAAAAGUUGAAUACAUCAAAAAUCCAACACAGGUGAGCUAUUAUGAAUCAGUUGUAAAAGGAAAGAGAAGACAAAAACACUUUUUAGGUGCCACUGAAGACGAAGUUUUGUUGGUCGGUCCAAAAGAAAGAGGUAGAUUGCAAGCUCUUUCAAGAGAAUUCAAAAAGAAGUUCCGUUCUGACAAACAAACAGCUAGCGAAAAGUUAAACCAAGAAAAGAAAAAACGAACAACUGCUAUCAAGAAUGCCUCGGUGACAACAACCAGAAAGCAACAAACAAAACAAAAGCGACUAAAGAGAGAACAAAAGAAAGAAGAAGAGAUGCAAAAGAAGGAAAAGAGAGCUGCCGUCUUGAAGAAGUUGGACUCCAAUACUGGAGGUGCCAUCAUUCUUCCUGAUGAAUCUUCUUCCUCGUCUAAAAAGAAAGAAAAAUCCAAAGACAAGGAGUCUUCGAAAAAGAAAAGUAAAUCCUCCAAAGAGGAUGCUUUGAAAAUUACCAUUUCUCCAGCUUCCAACGACAAGAAGAGAAAGGGAGAAGGUUCUUCAUCAGCAAGCGCAUCUGAAAGUUCAACCAAAAAAACAAAAGUACAAUAA